Messenger RNA from Carlito syrichta (Philippine tarsier), 2194 nucleotides. RefSeq names its product GC-rich promoter binding protein 1 like 1 (gene GPBP1L1). Gene Ontology annotation, biological process: DNA-templated transcription; positive regulation of DNA-templated transcription. Gene Ontology annotation, cellular component: nucleus. The record is from RefSeq and is a predicted model, not a curated record. Gene Ontology annotation, molecular function: DNA binding; RNA binding. Lineage: Eukaryota; Metazoa; Chordata; Mammalia; Primates; Tarsiidae. Bases 1425 to 2174 code for a protein of 249 amino acids. The transcript has 8 exons.
CCCGCAGGGUCACUGGCGCAUGUUCUGCGCGCAUGCGCAUGCGCAUCUGCAGGUGGGCGUGUGUAAGGCGGGGUCGGACGGGGGACGGGGAGGGCCGUGCUGGUCGUCGCUCCUCCUCCUCCCCCCGUUUUGCCCCUCCUAGGCCUUGUGGGCCGGGCAGCCAUUUUGGGAAGAGCUUUGUUAUGGUUGUGGGCUAGCCACCUCUGCUGGGUCGAGAAGCUGGAGACGCGUCCUCAGACGACGCGUCUAGUUCCUGGCCGUAGUCCCGCUGCUGCCCGUUGGUGUCUUAUCUUUAACACUCCUUAUGUGAGGUGAAAACAAAGAGUGAUAGAUUUAUGUGGCCUUUUAAAUGAUUGAGUAAUAAUGGAAAUGGAUCCGAAAUAAGAAGUGACUUCUACCAAAGCAGAAGAUUCUUCAUAUCACCUUUCAGUAGCUCAAUUCAGUAUUUGGAAGGGACAGAACACGCGAAAUACAGAAAACCGAAGAGAAGAAAACCUCCUUUUGGAACUAUUUUUCUCCUUGACUGCUCCUUACCCCCAUGUUUCUACUUGUUUUAACUUUACUCUGAAUUUAUAAGUAGUAAAGGCCAAAGAAAUAGAAUAUACAUUUAGGAACUUUAUGCCAAGAGCUUUUUUUUUUGAAAGUUGCUAUUCUGUGGAGGGAAAAGUAUAUCAAGUUCCUGUCUGAUUUUUUUUGUUUGUUUCUUGAAAUAAGAUUUCUUAUAUCCUUAGAUUUUGAAGGUUAAGACAAAUAUAAGUACAUAUCUGCACAUUAUUUUUAGCAGUUGUGUGAGUAAAAGUAAUAAGGUUUGUAUUUUAAAGGGCUUUGUCGUGUGGAUGUUUUCCCACUGGAGUUGACUAUUCAGGUCUUUUACAAGACUUUAAUAUUAUAUUUUUGUUCUAUUACCUUGAUGACAUUACUUGCCCAUACUUGAGCCCACCUGUCUUUCUAACUAUGACCUUGUUAUGAAUAGUGUUUGUACUUAACUGUGCAAAUGUCCAUGUAUUACCUAAGUAAGCAACAUCAUAGUGCCAUAACUCAAGGAAGUUGAAUGAGGUGAACAUAGACAUAGCUUUUUCCCCUUCCCCUCCCUUUUUUAAAUGUAACAAAUACUUUUUAUGUUCCCCUUCCCCCUUCCCCCUUCCCCCUUCCCCCUUUGGAAACGUGUCAGGAACUAGGUAGUUUAGGAUGAGCAUUUGAGGGGACUGAGAAAGUGAUCCACACAGAACCUAGUUUCUUUGUGCUUCAUCAUAAGUCGUGCUGCUGGCCAGGUUACUUAAGCAUCCUUUGACCAAGAAAACCUCGUGGGAUAUCCAGCUGGCAGACUCAAGGAGUUCGGGAAACAGGACCGCAGAGGUUAUACUCUGGGAUCCUGGCCAUGAGGUUGGAUGCCUCACCUUGCUGAAAAGAGACACUGGACCUAAAUGGCGCAGCAUGAUUUUGUUCCUGCUUGGCUAAAUUUCUCAACACCACAGUCAGCUAAGUCACCUACUGCCACCUUCGACAAACACGGAGAGCACCUACCCCGAGGAGAAGGUAGAUUUGGAGUAAGCCGGCGUCGACAUAAUUCCUCUGAUGGCUUUUUUAACAAUGGACCCCUACGAACUACAGGAGAUUCUUGGCACCAGCCCUCCCUGUUCCGUCAUGAUUCUGUGGACUCUGGUGUCUCUAAGGGAGCAUAUGCUGGAAUCACAGGGAACCCCUCUGGUUGGCAUAGCUCUUCCCGAGGUCAUGAUGGCAUGAACCAACGUAAUGGAGGUGGCACAGGGAACCAUCGCCACUGGAAUGGCAGCUUCCACUCUCGGAAAGGAUGUACCUUUCAGGAAAAGCCACCUACAGAGAUUAGGGAAGAAAAGAAGGAAGAAAAAGCAGAAAAGUUACAGUUUGAAGAGGAAGACUUUCCUUCUUUGAAUCCAGAAGCUGGCAAACAGAAUCAGCCAUGCAGACCUAUUGGGACCCCUUCUGGAGUGUGGGAAAACCCACCUAGUGCCAAGCAACCCUCCAAGAUGCUAGUUAUCAAAAAAAUUUCCAAAGAGGAUCCUGCUGCUGCCUUUUCUGCUGCAUUCACCUUACAAGGAUCUCACCAUGCAAAUGGGAACAAAUCGUCAUCCAUGGUUCCAAGUGUCUAUAAGAACCUGGUUCCUAAGCCUGCACCACCUCCUUCUAAGGUAUGAGUUAGAAUCAGUAUGAGAAC